Messenger RNA from Ciona intestinalis (vase tunicate), 1685 nucleotides. RefSeq lists its product as uncharacterized. The record is from RefSeq and is a predicted model, not a curated record. NCBI's taxonomy places the organism in Eukaryota, Metazoa, Chordata, Ascidiacea, Phlebobranchia, Cionidae.
GAAAAGAAAGGCCAAAUUAAUAUAUUAUAUUGUUUAUGUUAACUUUUACUUUUAUAGAUAUAGAGACAUACAGAUUAUGGGUGUUUCGACUCAAGCUUUUGACGUCACCACAAGCAACAUCACCAUGAGUGACGUCAUUACAAGAAACACCAAAAUCAGUGACGUCAUUAUUGUACCGAAAACUUUUCAAGUCCAGUUCAUUGUUGCGCUGAUAGUGGAAGCUAUUAUUGCGUCGUGUACAAUAUGGCUUGGAGCUUCGUUAAUUCACUAUGGCAUCAGAACCAACCGAUUUAAACGUCGAAGUGGAACGGAUUUCAAUGGCGGUAUUGUUUAUAUAUUCGCUGUUCUAUCUACUGUAACAUUGUUGGCAAGAAUCUGCUCUUCUAUUGUCUUCAUUUCACUCCCUACGUACUUGCCUGGGUUUGAUGCUGAAUGUGAACGUGUGACCGAUGCGACUGUCGCACUUUACAUGUUCGCUUUGCUGCCAGUGUACUUCUUAUUAUGGAUGAGACAAAGAGCGCUUUACUCUCAUCCCACGAUGGCCAAGUCGUACAGCAACUUCAUCAUAUUUCUCAGUUGGUUUAGUAUAGUGUUUCUAUUGGCUGCUAGCGUGGCUACGCUGUUUAUUUUUGUCGUGCCUGUGACGUCAAAAUCAGGUUACAGCGGUUGUGAGCAUCGAGAUACAAGCACAAAUAUUCUUAAUUUAGUAGCUACGGUUAUAACGGUAACCGCUCAAAUCCUGCUGCUUGUACUGUUCAUUAUUCCUCUGCGUCGGCAUUUAGUAACUCCAAAAGCCACUUGUUCAGCUAGGGAAAGUUUCCGUAAGAAGACACCCCGACCACAGACAAUUACGGAACGUGGUAGUUCUAAAAUGAGCAAGCUGCCGGCUUCCCGACCGAGAAUGGGAUCGGCAGUUUCUACCAGAAACCGCCCGGGUUCGAAACACAAAUCCCGGCCAAGCAACCGAGUUGUCCGGAUCCUGAAACGGUCGAUUAUUUUCGCUUCAAUCUGUCUUCUUACUGACCUGACAGCCAUGCUUAUUACGACGCAGGCACUGCCCAGAGAAGGUUCAAGAAACUUCGGUUACGUAGCAUAUGACGUCAGCCUGCUUGCGAACCUCAUUUGCAUAAUCCUUUCAUUCGAGAAUUACGUGACGAUGAUGUUUUCGUGUUGCACAAGAAAAGUGACGUCACCAACUGAUGUGACGUCAACACACAACAAUUCGACGUCACCGCCCUCAAUGAAAGAGGAAAGCACGACACAGAACAAUGAGCUGACAUCCAAAUAAGCGGGGAGCGUUUAUUUAUUAGACAAUACUGCGAAUAUUUAUUAAACAAUUAUGGAACUUCUAAUUGAUUUAUAUUCUGAACAUACUUUUUAUAACUCUGUAUAUUUUGUUUUUGUCAUUAAAUGCGAUACAUUGAAGCCGGUAAUUUGGAACGAAAACCGCAUUUUAAAAAGAACUAAAACAAAUCUUGUACGUUUUGAAUUCUGAUAAAACUUUGUUAAUAGUUGCGACAGUGAACAGUAUUUUUACCAAGCGAAGUUUUUUUUAUUCCAAAUUUUCUUUUACUGCGUAUAAAUAAGGUUUAUUUAAAUUUUACCAUCUUUGCAUUUUCGUUACCCGCUUUCUAUUUAUCAACUGACAUAACAUUUUUAUUCUAUUAUAAAAUGACGUCAUAAUA